This is a messenger RNA of Octopus bimaculoides (California two-spot octopus), 3418 nucleotides long. RefSeq lists its product as uncharacterized. The record is from RefSeq and is a predicted model, not a curated record. Gene Ontology annotation, molecular function: DNA-binding transcription factor activity, RNA polymerase II-specific; RNA polymerase II transcription regulatory region sequence-specific DNA binding. NCBI's taxonomy places the organism in Eukaryota, Metazoa, Mollusca, Cephalopoda, Octopoda, Octopodidae. Gene Ontology annotation, cellular component: nucleus. Gene Ontology annotation, biological process: regulation of transcription by RNA polymerase II.
AACUCUUGAAAGACAAACACUCAUUCUUUCAUUCAAACUAUUUUCUCUUCUGUUUCUGAUUUUCUUCGUUUCAGUUUUUCUUAUCCUCCCUUAUUCUCUCUGUUCCUUUAAUCCCUCUUACUUUCAUUCCACCUCCGUUACUACUUAUAGUCUUCCACUUUCCUCCAGUUACCUCUCCCAUCACAUAUCCUCUCUUUCUAUCUCACCCUCUCUUACCAACCUGAAAUUUUUUCCGCCACCCUUCCUCCACUGUUCGUCCUGCCAACCAACCGAUCGACCAGCCACCCAGCCAUCAAUAAUUUCUUCACCGAAGCAUCAUCUGGCAAUGAUGACUUUCAGUUGAAGUUAUGUUAUGAGGAUAGUCAAUGGAAUUUAAAUCUGGUAACUAUGGAAGGUUUAGCCGACCGUAGGGAGGCACGGCGCCCAAUGAAUUCAUUUUUCAUCUUUUGCAAACGCCAUCGGAGUAUGGUUCGAAGUAAACACCCAAAUUUGGACAACCGCAGCAUAAGUCGCAUUUUGGGUGACCUGUGGGCAAAUCUAGGCAAGGAAGAGAAACAACAAUAUACAGCAACUGCUAAACAGUAUAAGGAUGCUUUUAUGAAAGCCAAUCCAGAUUAUAAGUGGCACAGUUAUGAGAAAUCAAAUUUACUGCUGAAUACAAGUUGUGUUCCUACCUUCAGAGAUGACCAACCACUUCCUGCAUCAAAACCAAAUAUCUCUUCAGAUAUCACCAAUAAAGCCAAUAAAGACUUCAAUAAAGACUGCUUAGCCUGCUAUAGACCCUGCACUACCAACAGCAACAAUAUGAAUUUGUUAAUGAUGGCUAUUGAACAGAAUGCAACUGAAUCAACAUGCAAUCAUUUAUCACAGACCAAUAUCAAGAAGGAGCUUCCAGAAAUCUCUGCUGAUUCCCCUGAUAUGUCUAUGCUAUUGAGCCAAGAGAGCGCUAAAGUUUCCUGGUUAUCUAAAAUCAACCUUCAACCAGAUACUGAAAACUCUGAACUCAGGUUAUGUCAAAACUGGGACUUCAAAAACAAAGAUAUCACUCAAUGCUCUUGUGAACCAUCUACCAACUCAACCCAACACAUUGUAAAGGAAUCACCCCCCCCUAGUACUACUGACAAUACAAGUCCUCAUCAUCAUUGCAAAGACUGUAAUGAAUCUGAUGACAACAAAAAUCAUCAGGGUGAUGCUCGUAUUGAUGUUAAUUGGACUAAAUCUGCUGGUUUGGAAUUUCAGUCAUCCUUUGAAUAUCCAUUGAGGGACAAUAAUAUACCAACACGUAAAUCAAAACGAAGGAACAAAGGAGCCAUUUACAAAAAUCUGAUUGCUAGUGGAGCUCUUCCAGCAUCUCGGGAGCGUCUGGCUGAGAUCCAAACCAUCUACAAAGUUACCUCUGAUGAUAGUAAUGAUGUAUACGACUAUCACCAACACCAACCACAUCGGUCAUGUGAACAAACAGGCCGCAAACUGCAACGUACUAUGUCAGAAUCAGAUUCACAGCUAGACAAACGUUACAAAACUGGAGAUUUUGAUCUUGAAGCCAGAAUUGCAACACUUCCAGCAUGUUCAAUGGAUUCAUUGGGAAGAUCUCGUAAGAACUCUGGUAAACAGAGAAUAUACAGUGAAAGUUCCCGUCAGACAAUCAUGAGUUGUUCAACUCCCACAAUCAGGACAGAUAUGCUUCUGGCUCCACCACAUCGACGUAGACAACCUAUUUAUCCUCCCAUUGUUGGAAGUCGGAAAAGGAAGCAACCUCGAGAUGGAAUCAUGCGAAUUGUACCCCUUUCUAAAGAAUACAAACAUCCCUUAGCUAAUGUCAUGAAGAUUCCACUUGCUACAUUCUAUGUACACCCAUCUAUGAAAUCAUACCAAGAUCUACAGCUAAACAAGAAAUCUGAUAGUCAUGAUGCGGUGACCUCUGAAUCUGAAGGCAAAGAUGAGGAUUGUUAUAUUGCAAGUGCUGCUACUCCAAAUGUUGCAAAUGGUGAAGAAAAUGUCACAGCUGCACAGGCAUUGACAAUUGAUAUAAAAUGCACUGAGGGGUCUGAAACAUUGAAAUAUAGUGAGAAUUUACAACCAUUAUCUACUGCUGCCACAUGUACCAAGACAGGUGGUGGAAUACUGACAACAUCAAAUUUAGUGACUCAGUCACGCUUGACUUUCCAUUCAAAUCAUAUUCCACUUGCUACAAGCAGGAGCCUAACGAGCAAUAAUUCCAACCACUGCUGCAGUGCUACCUAUAAUAAUAGUGAUGAUAAUAAUAAUAAAAAUAAUAAUAGCAACAUAAACAACAGUUCUAACAUUAGCUACACUGCUACAUGUAAUAACAACUAUAAUAAUAACAACAAUUUUAACUGCAGUUACAAUGCUAGCUACAUUAAAAACAACAGCAUUUCAGCUAAUAGCUGCAAUGCUGGCUAUAACAACAAUAGCAAUAAUAACAACUAUAAAAUUACUUUUAACAACAAUAAUAAUGAUAACAUCAACAACAAAAACAGCUGCUUUGCAGUUGAUGCCAGUUCAGUGAAUAUAGUUACACACAUGGAUAAUACUAAAUGUUCCGGUGAUAAUAAAGAAAAACCAACCUGUCCAGGUCUGGAAGUGAACCAGAAUUUACAUGUUACUGGUGAACUGAAGGUGACUGUUGAAGAUCAGUCCUUGAAGCGAGCUAAACUGGGUGAAAAUCCAGACUUCAAAAUCUGGAUUUCAAAUCUUGCAGAAGCUGCUGAAAGGUCCGGACAGAUUCCUGUUUGCUAAUCAACAAUAUUUACAUAACAUAAAAUCAAAUUUUGUGUGCCUGAGAGAAUGUUUUAGAGUGUGUGUAUGUGUGUUUUAUUGUCUUUCUUUUCUAACUAUUCUACUCACCCAUCAGAUUUUUAUCAUUCCUAAUGGGUGCUUAUAUUUGAAAUGCAUAAUUGGAAAUGCAUAUUGUUUUGUUUUUGGAUUUUUUUUUAAUUUAUGAAGAUGUGCAGAAAUACUUUGCACACAUACAGAUGUCCUCUCUCUUUCUCUUACACACAUACACACACACACAUACAUUCAAUCUUUCUUUUGCACACAUUCUCUCUUACUCUUACAUACAAACAUCCAACCUUAUCUCAUCACCUGUAAUCAAGUAGUAAAUCUACAUUCUAACUUGUUUUCUACAUACAAAUUGCUAAACUACAGAACUCUUUCACUUCAACUUUUGAUAUUUCUAAAGUUGUACAGAAAUAUUUCAUACACGUACAAAUAAUCUAUCUCUUUCUUAUACAAAGUCUCUCACUCAAUUGUCUGUCUUGAAAAAAAAAACUGAGAAAAGGAAUCUAUUAACAAUAUAUUUUGCUAAAAUUACAAACAGUUUUCGUGUAUACACCAAUUCAUUAUUCUGAUAUGCCUCACUGAUAAACUCCAUCCAUAGAAUUUAUAUCACAUA